This is a messenger RNA of Drosophila navojoa, 526 nucleotides long. RefSeq lists its product as uncharacterized. Lineage: Eukaryota; Metazoa; Arthropoda; Insecta; Diptera; Drosophilidae. The record is from RefSeq and is a predicted model, not a curated record.
CAAUCCGAAUUUGGAGCAUCGCACACGCUGAAGCUCAGUCCAAUUACAAAAACUAAGAUGAAACUCCUGCACAUUGUGCUGCUUUGCCUGGGCCUGGGGCUCUGCCUGUGCCCGGUGCCUGGAGAGGCGCGACGACUGCAGCGCGAGGCCAGCGCGGCGCCCGAGCCGGUGCAGAAUGCGGACCUGGCGGCCGCAGAGUCGCUCAAGUCGGAGGAGUUCGUGUCGGAUGCAACGACCACGCCGAAGCCACUGGGCAUUGUCUCCAUCAAAUCGCGAGCCAUCGCCAUGGACCGAGCCCUGUGCAAGGAGCAGUCGCGUUACCAUCCCCACUUCCCCAAGUGCUAUCAGUACUGCAAGCGGCUCGACCACUGGAUUGGCCAGUGCUGGCGCGAGAGCUGUCACUGCAUCUCCUGAAUGCAGCGCAGCUAAGCUAUCCGUUCCAGUACCAGUUCCAGCUCCAGCUCCAGCUCCAGCUCUAGCUUCAAUCCCAGCAACUGCUGCAGUUUCUGUAUCUAGUUCAUCUUCA